Centruroides sculpturatus (bark scorpion) is the source of this 4113-nucleotide messenger RNA. Its product is annotated as protein PFC0760c-like. NCBI's taxonomy places the organism in Eukaryota, Metazoa, Arthropoda, Arachnida, Scorpiones, Buthidae. The transcript has a single exon. The record is from RefSeq and is a predicted model, not a curated record. The coding region runs from base 1 to 4113 and encodes 1370 amino acids.
AUGAAUCCAGAUUCAGAAAUUCCUAUAAUACAAGCUAAAUCACCUUCGCAGAAAGAUACGCGAAUUCAAUAUCUAAAAGAUUCCAACAAACAAUUAGCUACGAAAGAGCAAAACGUAAAAGCAUCAACAGUUAAAUCGAACGUUGAAAAUAUUUCGACUCAUAAACCAGAACCUAAAGAACAACGCGUUAUACAUCCAACUAACAAUCACAGAAUUAACGAGCCUCGGCACAGAAAUUCUAAUUACGAAGAAAACGCGAGAAACAAUCCAACUCAUCAUCCUCGCAAAGCGGGAUCAAAAUCUUAUCAUCCUGGCGAUUAUAGCGACCCACCGAUUUACCGAGAAGCGGCACCCACCGAAAGAAGUUACGGAUACAACGAUUAUCGUCAGCGAUAUCUCAAUCAUCCGAAUAAUUAUUAUGGAGAAGACGAAGAUGACGAAGACGACGAUGAUUACGAUUAUUUCCAUCGCGAAAGAUAUUCUCCGAGAUAUCCUCAACCUAAUAGAUACGUUUACUCACAAAAUACUCCCCGAUAUCCGGAAUCAGAUUCUUAUCCAUACUCGAAAGUUAUUUCUGUAAAUAAUCAUAAUUUAAACGGGGAAAGACCACAGAGACCGGAUAUUCCGCAAAGACCUAAUGUAUAUAGUAGUCCCGAUGGAUCGAGAAAUCAACACUCAAUUGACUAUCAAAACGAAAAUACAAAAUAUUGGAGACCGAGUGAAAAUUUUAGAAAACCGAACGAAAAUCAUAAAGAUUAUCGAGAUUCUGCUGAACACAGUAGACACAAUGAAAAUAAUUCUGAAAAAUAUAAAACUGGUAAUCCAGAAACAAGUUUUUACGAUAGCGAUGCUAAAAACAUAUCUCCAGACUAUAACCAGAAUUACAAAAGCAACGAUCCUGAUAAUGCUAAUUCUGAAAAGUAUCAUAAUGAAAGAACAUACAACAAAAAUGAAGAGUCGGACGAUGCGACUUACUCUAACAGCAAAAAUCCCGAUAACUUAAAUAAUCAGGAUUCUGCAGCAAAUUACGAAAAUUAUAAGGAUCAUACAACGAAACAACCAAUACGAUACAAUGAGUUUCCAAGAAAUGUAAAAGCGGAAGAACCGACGAGUGAAAAUACAAAAAUUUCAGAAGAUUCUGGAAAUUAUGAUUCGAGAGAAUCAUAUCCAAAAGGACCGAGACUAGAAGGACCAAGAAAUUCGGGAAAACUUAUAUAUUAUGAUUCAAAUCAAGGAUUCAAAAAACCUGAAACCGAAUACACGAAAGUCAUAUUUCCCGAAAAGUCAAGAGCCGAAGAUGUAAGAAUUUCAGAUGAUUCUAGAGAUCCGAGACAUCGUUCUCCAUAUUUAACACCAAUAGUUGAAGAUUCGAGAAUUUUAAAUGCUCCAAAGUACGAAGAUUCUAGAAACCAAGAAUAUGAAAAGCCUGUAAUUCAAUAUCCAGUAGUAGUAAAUCCAGAAAUACCUAAUACCGAUGGAGUAAAGAUUUCAGAUGAUUCAACAUACCACGAUUCAGAAAGACCAAAAGUAGACGAUUCAAAAAUUUCGGUACGUCCAGGAUAUCAAAAUUCGAAUCGAUACUCAGAAAAUCCUCACAUUGAGGAUUCAAAAGUAAUAAUCCCAAACAAGCCAGAAACUGAAGGAGGAAAGCCUAAUUUUAACACUGAAGAAAUUAGAUCUGAUUAUCACGAAAGACCGAUAAAAGAAGAUACAAGAAUUUUAGAAGAUAAUAGAAAUAUAAAGCCAGAGAGACCAGAGGUUGAAUAUCCAGUAAUUAUAAAUUUACACAGACCAAAAACUGAUAAUGUGAGAAUUUCGGAAAAACCUAAAUAUCACGAAAGACCAGAAUACGACGAUUCAAGAAAUAUACAAGAAAAACCACCAAGAGACGAAAUACGAAAUAAUGAAGAAAGAACUAGAUAUAAUUCAGAAAAUAAUAAAGAAGUACCAGUAUAUUCUGAUGAAGAUAUUAAUAAUAAAAAACCAAGAUACGAAUAUCCUAGAAAUGAAGACGGUUCAUCGUAUCACGAUUCAAGAAGCAACCGUGAAAAUUUAAGAGAUGAAAAUCAAAGAGAAAAUCGAGAAAAAUCACGAUACAAUCACGACACUUCAAGAAAUAAACAAGAAAGACCAAUAUACGACGAAUCAAGAAAUAGAAAACCGAGGCCCGUAGUUCGUGAACCAGAAGUAAGAUAUCUAGAAAAUUUUGAAUCAGAAGAUCCAAAAUCUUUGGAACAUUCAAGAUUUCAAGAUUCUAGAAGUAUACCAGAAGCACCGAUAGUUCAAAAUCACGAAAUUGCAACUAAACCAAAAUUUGAAGAAACGAGUAAAUCGAGUCAGAACAAACCUAAAUCGGAAUAUGUAGAAGAUAGAGAUUACAGAAAAUAUCCAGAAACGAGCAUUCAGCCCCCCAAACAUCCAAACUAUAAGAAUCCAAAGGUUAAACAUUCGUAUAACGAAGAAGAAAGAACAAAAAGUCAAAUUCCAAAACUGUUGAAUUUUGGAAGGUUAAACUCCGAAUAUGGAUCUGAAAUAUAUCCUAAAGAUAAAAAAUCCGGAAUUACCUAUCACACCGAUCCCGUUACUCCAAAAUAUCAAAACUCUGAGAAGUUAAUUAACGUACAUUCUCCUGACACGUAUCAGUUAAAUUCUGACGGUGAUAAAAGAGGAAAUGGUCGUUAUCAAAAUUCAAAAGAAAUAGAUCAUGCUGACCCUUCGGAAGAUUACUCAAAGACAAACAACGAAAAUCAUAAAGAAAACGAUCGAAAUUUAGAAAAUACAAAACAAAGAGAAAAUCUACCGAGAGAACUUCGUUAUUUAAAUAAAAACCAACAAAAAAUUCAGGAAGUAACGAAACAACCACCGCAUUACACCAAAUACGAGGAUGAAAAAGAAACGACUGGAACAAUAUAUUAUACUACGCCUCUUUCGACUUUCGUUGAUGCAACAACGGAAGAAAAUUUAAGUCACUUAUUUGACAAAGAAAAAUUUGGUGAUAGGAUAAAACCGACAAGUAGUACAAAGCAGAACAAAGUGCCCGACAAUUUUAAAAGUCAAGAAGUUUCCAUUGCAGAAAUUCCUCAAAAGAGUAAAACGCAUCCGGGAAAUACGUUCAUAAUUCCUUUCGUUAUGUAUAAAGGUAGAUCUAAUACAAAACGAUCAAAUUCGAGUAAUAUAGCUUCAUUUAAUAACGAGGAUCAAGGAAAAGAAUCUAAUUUACACUACUCUCCCACUUCCCACAGUGAUUCUGAUAUUCUCGAGCAAUCUCGCCAAAAUGCAAAUCAACAAUACUCAUCGGAACAAAGCCAUUCUCCGAGAUCGCAUCAUAAAGACAAAGCAUCAGAAUUGUUAACAAUUUCGACACCUCUGACAACACCGUAUACGUACGUAGAACCGAUCGAAAGUACAACAGAAAUUUUAUCGGAUACUACCACGCGGCGUUAUAGAAAAAGAAAACCCAAAAGGAGAAGGAGGAAACAUGGCAGAAGAAGACGUCCGAAGAGGCCUCGAGUGCAAAAUACAACAAUUUCCGAAGACCAGACUCAAAUAUUACAAGCUUACAGCGAAUCUCCUUUGACCGGUGUCGAUCAAACAACUCUAUACGUUACCACCGCAAAUUACGAUACAACACUAAAGCAAUUUGCAACAGAAAACAUAAAUUAUAACGAAAAAUAUGACAGAUUAUCUUCGCUAAAGGUCCGAGAUAUUACGACUAUAUUUCCAAUAGAACUACCAAAUCAAGAAACACACUCGGACAAUAGAUUCGUGAAUAGACCAGAAAAACAAAACACGUAUUCCACAGCCCAGGAAUAUGACGAACGGCAACCAUCGUAUCGCGAUAGAUCUCAUUUCAAGACAAGAGUUACAUCUAACCACACAUCACAAUCCUUCACACCAGCGAUAACAACGCAGAAACCUUUUACCUAUGAAAAAGUAGAGGAUGUCACUACGACAGAAUCACUAACAACGUCCAGACCAAUAAGAACAAGAAAUAGAGCGACUCGUCAAAAAUAUAAAAAGAGGCCUCGACUUUUUAACUUUGGAAGACCAAAAUCUAACGAGCAAAUUUCACUGACUACUUCAUUACCAUCCACUCAUCAGGAAUCUUCCUAA